Vicia faba (fava bean) is the source of this 522-nucleotide messenger RNA. Lineage: Eukaryota; Viridiplantae; Streptophyta; Magnoliopsida; Fabales; Fabaceae. The record is from the annotation of a GenBank genome assembly.
AUGUCACCAUAUACUAACGUUACUUUUUCUCAAACCAAGCACCAGAACUGUAAACUUACUACUAUACUAGAGUUUCUUUUGUUUUCAGGAAACAAGGAGAAAGGAACAGAGAAGGAAUUGGCCGCCAUCCUCGCAUUCACCACAACUCAUAACAACAGAAAAGUAGUCGCACACAAUGCCCCUGCGUCCGCCGCCAGGCUUCCAUCUCCGACUUUGACCGUGCUUCCAGAAACCUACACUGCAACUGAUCCUCCAUCAACAUCGGACAAAGUAGCAUCACCACACAGGUUCGAAAUCGACGAUGCGCCUCCUGCCGUAAGAACCGCCAGCUUCCUCCCGCUCCCAAACUCACCAUUCUCCGAUAACACCCCUAUUGACCACCACGGAUCUCGCUACCCAGCCGCUCAGAUCAGACCAGAUCCGACCGUCCAGCCCACGAAGUCGUCACGAUCUGCAUAUAGAACCCGCCGUGAAAACCGCCAUGGACGCCGUGUUGCACUCUGUCCCUUUCAGUUCCGCUGA